CUGUGAAGCGCGCCGUUGCCCGCGUUUGCAUUUCGCGAAGGAAGGUGGUGCAAAGUUUUGGCAAGGGCGUACCAGCAGAAGGGCCAAUAGAGCUCUGCCUGUGAAGUUCGCUGCGAAAUGUCGGCCGUGACCAACUCUGUGUGCUCACUGGCUGGCAAGUUUCGAGGCUGCCUCGUCGGCUCUCUCCUCGGCGACUGUCUGGGAGCGCCUUUCGAAGGCGACUUCCCCAUAUCCAAGUCUGUGCUCACCUCCUAUGUCUCAAAGCUCCUCGAUGAAUCAGCGAAAGGUCUGCUUCCUUUUCGUCCCUACACCGAUGACACUGCUAUGACAAGGUGCCUGGCGACCUCUCUCAUCGAAAAAAAGGGAUUCCAUGCCAGUGACCUUGCCCAAAGGUUCACUUCGGAGUACUUUGAGCAGCCCAAGCGAGGCUAUGGCCCUAAUGUGGUUGAUGUGUUCCACGCACUCAAAAAAGGCAACUUUGAAGAUCCUUUUGGACCUGCCAAAAGCCAGUUUGAAGGCACAGGCUCAUAUGGAAAUGGUGGUGCAAUGAGGGUGGCCCCUGUUGCAUUGUUUUGUCACAAGAAUAUGGCAGAAAUGAUUUCUGUUGCUGAAAAACAGGCACGCAUCACACACACUCACAAGAAUGGCUAUAAUGGAGCCAUCCUUCAAUGCUUGGCUGUGCACCGUGCUGUUGCAUCGGAUGCCCAGGUACCCCUCAACAAAGCAGCCUUUCUGGACUUUCUUGUGGAACAGAUGGACACCAUAGAGUCAAAAGGGACCAAACUGGUAACAGAUCCAUCAGUGGACAAGCCAUUCACAACAUCACUGCAAAACAUGAGACGUGUACUGUGUGAUGAACCCCAGGAUCUGUCUGCAGAGGAAGUUGCUGCCCUUUUUGGCAAUGACGUCUCGGCCCACAAGUCGGUUCCAACAGCCAUCUACGCCUUCCUCAGGUCACACGAGCCACUGCCAUUCUUCCAGACCGAGAACCCAUUCGUCCGAGCCAUCGUGCUGUCCAUAUCUGUUGGAGGCGACACUGACACCAUAGCCUCCAUGGCAGGAAGUAUCUCUGGUGCUUUUCACAGUCUUUCAGGCAUUCCAACUUCUCUCCAAAGGCAUUGUGAGGGCUUGGACAUUACCCUAAAGCUAGCAGAUGACAUGUAUGAGUUUGUGGGGUCACAUUAAGCUGCUGGCAAACACUGCUAAGUGAUCCCCUGUUUUGACCAGGCAUAAGCU
Messenger RNA from Rhipicephalus sanguineus (brown dog tick), 1236 nucleotides. RefSeq names its product ADP-ribosylhydrolase ARH3. Lineage: Eukaryota; Metazoa; Arthropoda; Arachnida; Ixodida; Ixodidae. Gene Ontology annotation, cellular component: nucleus; mitochondrion. Bases 118 to 1185 code for a protein of 355 amino acids. The record is from RefSeq and is a predicted model, not a curated record. The transcript has 6 exons.